This is a messenger RNA of Poeciliopsis prolifica (blackstripe livebearer), 4734 nucleotides long. RefSeq names its product adrenoceptor alpha 1Aa (gene adra1aa). Gene Ontology annotation, cellular component: membrane. Bases 805 to 2244 code for a protein of 479 amino acids. The record is from RefSeq and is a predicted model, not a curated record. Lineage: Eukaryota; Metazoa; Chordata; Actinopteri; Cyprinodontiformes; Poeciliidae. Gene Ontology annotation, biological process: positive regulation of cytosolic calcium ion concentration; cell-cell signaling; phospholipase C-activating G protein-coupled receptor signaling pathway. The transcript has 3 exons. Gene Ontology annotation, molecular function: alpha1-adrenergic receptor activity.
AGGGCAGUGAGUGAUUUUGUGCUCAUCAUCAUCUGAAGAGACUCGGAGCACCUGGAGCUGGCUCUGCAGAUUAUCCCCGGCAGAUGUGAGCGCUCUCCGUCAUGAGCGCACUUGGCUCCGCGCCCGCCGCCGCCGCCGCCGCCGCCGCCGCCUGCCUGCGCGACUCGGCAGCCGGAGCCGCGUCCAAACGGCGCUCAGCGCAGCAGCCGUCAGGAUGCGGGGACGGACUCAAAGUUAGAUGCAGGAGGCUGCAGGAGAAUGCUGCAGCUCAAUAUGCCCCUGCAUGCUAUGGGAAGAGGCUGUCUGUUAAGUGCUGCUCACCUCCCACUCAGCCCAAAAAAGUGGCUCCUCGUUCCAGCUUUUAAUACAAAAGACUUAAAAUUUGGGUCCGGCGUGAAAUUUUUAUCUUUGGUGAGAGGAUGCAAGGUACACCCGCGUAUCUAUCCCCUUUGCAGUGCUGUACUGUCGGCGCUUUGCACUUGCUGUAUAAUAUCAGAAAUAACAUCGCAAAUGUUUUCAAGACGGAUUACCUGAUUUCAACAAAAUAGGCUUCAUUUGCAUAUUUUAUUCUUCUCUCUCAGUAAUUCUUGAAGCAUCCCGGUCGGUGCAUUGCCGGCAUAAUGGCUCAUUUGCAGGAGGCCUCAUCAUUCAAAUUAUGUUUUGACAAGACUGCCUUGAUGUGAUCAUUACUCUGAUGGCUUUCGCGAGAAUGCCGUGAAGCCCCUUUUUUCUUCAGAGAACUAAACUGAAGGUGCUGUGCUUUCCACGGACCCGUGCCCACCGACCAGCAGCGUUUUGGAGCUGAUGGGUCCUGUGGUGGACAACAUGACCCCAGCUUCUCUGACCCAGAACUGCACGAACUGCAGCCACAUUUUCUUCCCAGAGCUCAGGGUGGUGAAGACUGUGGCUCUCGGGAUGAUUCUCGGUGUGUUCAUCCUGUUCGGAGUGGUGGGAAACAUCCUGGUCAUACUCUCUGUGGUUUGCCACCGCCACCUUCGGACGGUCACACACUAUUUUAUUGUUAACCUGGCAGUGGCAGACCUGCUGCUGAGCUCCACUGUGCUCCCCUUUUCAGCCGUUUUUGAGAUUUUGGACCGCUGGGUGUUCGGACGGGUUUUUUGUAACGUUUGGGCGGCCGUGGAUGUGCUCUGCUGCACGGCCUCCAUCAUGAGCCUUUGCGUGAUUUCCGUGGACCGCUACAUCGGAGUCAGUUAUCCUCUGCGCUACCCGUCCAUCAUGACGAAGCGCAGGGCUCUUUUGGCAGUGAUGCUGCUGUGGGUGCUCUCCAUUGUCAUAUCCAUCGGACCGUUGUUUGGUUGGAAGGAACCGGCGCCGGAGGACGAGUCCAUCUGCAAGAUCACCGAGGAGCCAGGAUACGCAAUCUUCUCAGCCGUCGGCUCCUUCUACCUCCCCCUGACCAUCAUCCUGGUCAUGUACUGUCGAGUUUAUGUCGUCGCUCACAGAGAGAGCCAGGGCCUCCGAGAGGGCCACAAGACGGAGAAGUCAGACUCGGAGCAGGUGAUUCUCAGGAUCCACCGUGGAAACACAACCGCACUGGAGGAGGAGUCCCUGCGCAGCCGCACGCAUUUCGCCUUGAGGUUACUCAAGUUUUCACGCGAGAAGAAAGCUGCGAAGACGCUGGGUAUUGUGGUUGGCUGCUUUGUGUUGUGCUGGCUGCCGUUCUUCCUGGUGCUACCAAUUGGAUCCAUAUUCCCCGCAUACAGGCCUUCAGACACGGUCUUCAAGAUUACGUUCUGGCUCGGCUACUUCAACAGCUGCAUCAACCCCAUCAUCUACCCGUGCUCCAACCAGGAGUUCAAAAAGGCUUUUCAGAGUUUACUCGGAGUUCACUGUCUGAGGAUGACUCCCAGACCGCACCACCACCAUCUGAGCACAAGUCAAAGUCAAACCCAAGGUCACGGCCAGGGCCUCACCCUGAGCCUCGACAGCAGGGGGGCUCCCUGCAGACUCAGCCCUUCCUCGUCGGUGGCCCUUUCCAGGACUCCUUCCUCCAGGGACAGCAGGGAAUGGAAAGUCUUUUCCGUGGGUCCCAUCGGCGGCGGGGAGGGGCCGGCCGAUACGAGCAGAGCCAAGGUGGCCAAGCUGUGCAACAAGAGCCUCCGCCACAACUGCUGCUGCAUCCUCAGUCCUGAGACUCCCCCACAAGAAGCCGUUGUUGUCGGAGACCUUCCGACGAUUAAAAUCCACCAACUUUCUCUGUCGGACAAAGGAGAGCCUGUGUGACCUGCUGUCAAAGACGCACCGUUCUGGACUCUUAUGGAAAGUCAAAGAUGAGAGACUUAUGUUUUAUUUUAAUACUGUUGCUGCUUCGAAGCUGAAAUUUACCUCAACUUUAAAAUUGUUCCUUUAAUUCAUUUCCUGCAGAGUGAGAAGGCAACAGAAAGUUUUUAUUUUCUUUUUUGUCAAACAUGUCAAUGGAGAUGAUGUAAAAUCCUUUUGGUGAGGUGGAACAGCUAAUCAAAACACUCCAAGAUGUUUGCAUGCACAUUGAGUAUAAAAUGUAUGCACACCCUGUUGAAAUGACAGAUUUUCUGAUGUGAAAACAAGACCAAGAUGAAUAAUUUCAGGACAUUUUUUACCUUUAAUGUGACCUAUGACCUGUACAGCUGAUCCAAAAAACAAACUGAAAUAUUUCAAAGAGGGCAAAAUAAUCUGAACAAUUUAUAUCUUAAGUGUGGACACCCAGUAAUUGUAUUAUGUUUUUGUCUUCCAAGUUGACCCCUGCAGUCAAACUGAUGCUAACCAGGAGUCAGAAGCUGCUCAUUUAAAGUGCCAAACCCAACAAAGUUGACUUGUACUAGAAGAUUUUUCAGUUGCAGCUCACAGCAAAAAUCAAAGUCUGUCAAGAGCUUCCAAAGCGUCAGAAAAAUCAGAUUGCCAAAAAGGUGUCAGUCAGGAGAAAACUAGAAGGCAUUAAAUAUUCCACAGAACACGGUGCAAGACAUUUUACUGCAAGUAUUAGCUGUUGUGGACUGUCAUGCUCUUAUAUCAGGGUUAUGUGGCAAGAAGGGAGCAUUUUCUUUCAAAAAAAAAUGUGCAUUGCAUUUUUGCUACAUUUUGUAGAAAUACAUUUAAUGUCCUCUAAAAGCAUGAGGAUAUAUGCAUCGGUACCAGAUUAAGCUCACUUUUAUUUUGUAGUUCCAGCAAAAAAACACCAAACAAAAAAAACAAAUCACGGAACAUCAUUGAUAGAACACAAUAUUCAUAAGCCAUCAGUAAUACUCCUCGUUAAUGUUGUAUGUUAAAAUUAUGUUGCGAAGCUGAAGAUUAAUAAGAACUUCACCAUUCAACACAGAAAUGCUCAAAUAUUAAAAGGCGCUCAAGCAAAGUAUUAGUUUAAUUGGGCACCACAUAUUCAGCUGUAUAAGAAGAAUUUCAGAAAUGAUUCAUCUGAUCUCUGUACAGAAACAGAAAUCUGACAUUUUAGCAGCAGUGUGUGGACUUUUUGUACGUGCUCUAUUUUCCAUUAAAGGAGAGAGGUUUAAAUGUGUAAAUAUGAAGGUUUAAUCUACUGCAUGGUUUCAAAUUACAUAUAAAAAAAAAAGUCGCUGGUGCUCCCAAUGUUUCCAGAGUUUUCCUAAAGCUGCUCAUCUUGUGAAAAUGUUUGCGUCCGCAGUGCAAACCGAGGAACCUGGCAUGCUUCCGCGUCACAAUAAAUUCCUACGACAUGUUUCCAAAGGGAGGAGGAUUUCUGAGGACGUUCCUGAGCUUCUGUUGCUUGUUGUCGUCUCCGCUUUGUUUCUUCUUGUGGGUUCGUUCACUACACAAAUUUGUCUCUUUACUUUUUCCACCGCAUUAUUCCCACAGUGUGAUGAAUCUUGUGAGCGGGGCCAGAUGGAUCCCUUAAUGCACUCCUCUGGAAUUUUAACUGACCUUGCGGUUUGCUGGCCUCAAUCCGGACCAACCUCAAGCCUCUUAAAAAAAUAAAAUCUGCCAGAUUUAGAGAUGUCAGGAUAAACUCUCACACAGUCUCAGACAUUCUUCUCUCAGGCCGCGCUCCCCUUUUCUAUCGCUCUGUCAGCUCUGAUAACCGUCGAUGGAUUGUGAUUCUGGCCCUGGGAGGGCCCCUCUUUCUCUUUCCCUAUAAAUCAAGUUCAAACCAAAGAUUUACAUACAAAGACAAUUUGUUUCCUCACUAUAGCUUAGACUCUUCCUGCUUUAGUUCAGCUGGGAUCUCCACAAUAUUUCAUUUUGUUGAAAUGCCAGAGUGAUAAUAUAUUUCUGUAGAGAAAUGCUUGUUUCUUCCUUUAACUCCAGAGAUUAACGUGUGUUUUAUCAGUAUCUGCAUGACUCCUGCAGCAGAAACACCCAAACCGUGUCCCGCUCUCUCACCUCUGCACUUUAAAGCUGAGGUGAUGACAUCACAGUUGUCCCGCCAAAAUGUAGCUACGACAUCAACGGCCAAAGUCUUGAAUUUUGUUUUUAACCUGAGGACGGAACAUGUCUUGACAAUUAAGGUCUUUGUCUUAGAGGGCAUGUGUGAACUGUAAUGUGGAUUUUUAGGUUGCUUUUGGAGUAAUGGCUUCCUGCUCUCUGAGUUAUCUAGAGAGGCUAUUUUCACUGUGGAUAAUGAAAGUCUUUUAUUCCAUUAUGUCCUGUAUCGAUAGGCCCAAUGGAGCAAUGUUGUCUCUGCUCACAUUCAUACGUUGCCAGUGCUUCCUCCGAUCCGUCGCUUAUCCGCCGCUCACGCCGAGCCCAUUGUUGAAGCAGAUA